AUGGGUAUACAAUUAUACGAAGAUGGUGUCGACACUCGCAUAAUCAGGGAUUUAUUUCAGUUCUAUCUAUCUAUCUAUCUAUCUAUCUAUCUAUCUAUCUAUCUGUGUUUUUCUUUCCCUCUUGCUAAAAAGAGUGUUCAUUCUGUUUUUUCUCUUUGUCGAUCUCUGAGCAACAGUAUUUUUAGUUUCCCUCUUUCAUUUCCAAUGAUUUUUCUCUUUUCCCUCUCUCUUACCACAUAUUUAAACAUCUUCUGCUGCUUUUUUCUCUCUCUUUCUCUUAUAUACACACUCCCUCCUCUUUAUUGUUACAAAAUUCACUGUAUUUCUUUAUUGUUCCUCUUUUUUCCAACUGUCUCUCUCUUUUUUCACUCAGUUUUUCUCUCUAAUGAUACUUUUUACCUCUCUUUCAAUUUCUGUUUAUAUCCCAAACACUUUUCACUCUUUUUUCCUUCAAAACAAACAUUCUAUUUAUCCCUUCCCGUCAAUUUUCACUCACGUUCUCUUUUACACAAGAGCACGCAUAAGUGUAAACACACUCCCAUGUCAGCCCCUAGACGUCAAAAGAGUCGGAUGUUUGGCACUUUCCCCUGCUUGAUUAUCAUUCGACGGCGCUUCACGACGUCAACGUUUGCCAAAUCACUUGAAAUUUGGCACUCUGUGACCUUUCCAGGCUCCCUGAGCUCGCCGGAUGCCAAAUGUACACUUCUUCGUUGCGGAUUUUCCAUCGAUUGA
Acanthosepion pharaonis is the source of this 732-nucleotide messenger RNA. The record is from the annotation of a GenBank genome assembly. NCBI's taxonomy places the organism in Eukaryota, Metazoa, Mollusca, Cephalopoda, Sepiida, Sepiidae.